CAUGUUCUUAUAUAGCCCCCCUAGUUGCUUUGUUCUUUGUAGGGUUUUCCUCCGCCGUUUAGAUUUUUAAUUACGGAAGCUUGGAAGAAGAAGGUUCAAAAAAUGGGCCCUAAGAGAGGUGGAAAGGUUGUGGCUCUUGCCAAGAAGAAACAGCCGGAGAAGGAUGUUAAUCCAUUGUUCGAGAAGCGUCCCAAACAGUUCGGUAUCGGAGGAGCUUUACCUCCGAAGAAGGAUCUGCAUCGAUUUGUGAAGUGGCCGAAGGUUGUUCGAAUCCAAAGGAAGAAGAGGAUCCUUAAGCAGAGGUUGAAGGUCCCACCAGCGUUGAACCAGUUUACCAAGACUCUUGAUAAGAACCUUGCAACAAGUUUGUUCAAGUUGCUUCUCAAGUACAGGCCAGAGGACAAGGCAGCCAAGAAGGAACGUCUGUUGAAAAAAGCACAGGCUGAAGCCGAAGGAAAAUCUGCCGAGUCUAAGAAACCCAUUGUCGUUAAAUACGGUCUUAACCAUGUUACCUACCUUAUUGAGCAGAACAAGGCUCAAUUGGUAGUUAUUGCUCAUGAUGUGGAUCCCAUAGAGUUGGUAGUGUGGCUCCCUGCAUUAUGCAGAAAGAUGGAGGUCCCUUACUGCAUUGUCAAGGGGAAAUCUCGUUUGGGAUCGACUGUUCACAAGAAAACUGCUGCCGUUUUGUGCUUGACCACAGUUAAGAAUGAGGAUAAGUUGGAGUUCAGCAGAGUCCUUGAGGCCAUCAAGGCAAACUUCAAUGACAAAUAUGAGGAGAAUAGGAAGAAGUGGGGAGGUGGUGUUAUGGGCUCCAAAUCACAGGCCAAAACCAAGGCAAAGGAGAAGCUUCUUGCCAAGGAAGCUGCUCAGAGGAUGACUUAGAAAUGUUCAUUUUUUUUCCUAUCACCAUUAAUGGUGUUUUAUUUUUCUUUUUUGAUAAUGCUCCUUUGCUGUCAGUUGCAUUUGACUCUCUUUUUAUGGUUUUUUUUUUUGGCAGAGGAAUAAUUAUUAUCAUUCUAGUGAAAACUUUCAAAGCUACCUUAGUAAAUUAAGUUUAUAAUUUAAGCUUUAA
Messenger RNA from Gossypium raimondii (Peruvian cotton), 1072 nucleotides. RefSeq names its product 60S ribosomal protein L7a-2. The coding region runs from base 103 to 882 and encodes 259 amino acids. The transcript is spliced from 7 exons. Gene Ontology annotation, biological process: ribosome biogenesis. Lineage: Eukaryota; Viridiplantae; Streptophyta; Magnoliopsida; Malvales; Malvaceae. The record is from RefSeq and is a predicted model, not a curated record. Gene Ontology annotation, cellular component: ribonucleoprotein complex.